Molecule: messenger RNA, 819 nt
Organism: Epithele typhae
Lineage: Eukaryota; Fungi; Basidiomycota; Agaricomycetes; Polyporales; Epitheliaceae
Product: protein-s-isoprenylcysteine O-methyltransferase
Exons: 5
Coding region: 1-819 (272 amino acids)
Biological process (GO): C-terminal protein methylation
Cellular component (GO): endoplasmic reticulum; membrane
Molecular function (GO): protein C-terminal S-isoprenylcysteine carboxyl O-methyltransferase activity
Source: RefSeq, a predicted model, not a curated record
AUGUCUGCGCCUGCAUCGACCGACGCAGAUGGCUUCGAAAGUCGCAUUCAAGAACGCCUCCGCCAGCGAGUGGUGGAGCAGACUGAGCCGCUUGCUACAAUUCCAAGAGAACCCUCGCUCCAACCACACGGACUCAUUCCGAACACACCACUCUCGGUCGCGACCGUGUCCUUCCUCCUGGGUACACUGUUCUGCUUCGGAGUUUUCCUUUUCGCCACGGAUGGAUUCGGCAAAUACUACUGGUGGACCACAUUCCAACUGGGAUUCUUUUUUGCAGCGUGGUCCGCGUUCCAUUGGGGCGAAUUCGCUGUAACCGCAGGAUGGAAUCGAGACAAAUGCAGCGUAGACUCCUUUCUGUUGGAGAACGGGGCAAUGUAUCACAUUGCUCACUCUGUGGCGUUAUUCGAGUAUCUCGUCACACUGUACUUCAAACCUGAUUUGAAGCAAUUCGAAUACUUGUCCUUUGCAGGCAUCGUCCUGACUCUCGUCGGACAAGUAUUGCGAUCUACUGCCAUGAUCCAUGCAGGGUCCAACUUCUCGCACGCGGUGGCUUUCCGAAAACUAGACGGGCACAUCCUGGUCAUCGACGGGGUCUACAGAUGGUUCCGUCACCCGUCUUAUGCUGGAUUCUUCUACUGGGCUCUUGGGACGCAAGUAGCUUUGCAGAACCCUGUUAGCUUCGUUGUCUACCUCGUUGUCCUGUGGAGGUUCUUUUACCGCCGCAUCCGAGCGGAAGAAGCAUACUUGAUCCGUUUCUUUGGUGAUGACUACAAGAAUUAUAGAAAGACAGUCGGCACGGUGAUCCCUUUCAUACCUUGA